GGGCGUGAGGCGGGGGCUGCCCCGCGAGGGAAAGGUGUGGUGCCGGUGGGAGCUGGGGAAAUGCCCAAGCUCUGAUAAAGCUAGAGCAAGGAGAACUGCAAAGGGCCUGGCUACCUUUGGGAAAACUAUAGAACAAAAAUAUUUCAGACAUCAAGAUGGCAACAUACACACGUGGUCAGCUCAGCCCCUCUCUAGGAGAUAAAGAACUCGGACCGAUGGUCAUUGAAAUCAUAGAAAAAAAAAUUGAGUAUCUUAGAAAAGAAAAUACUUUAAAUCUACGUGGGACACUGCUCGUUGGAACAGCAGCUGGUUUCUCUGGAAUAUUGGCAAACUUCCUUUUCAGACACUGCUUCAAGGUUAAACAUGAUGCUUUGAAGACAUAUGCCUCAUUGACUACACUUCCAUUUUUGUCUACCUUAGUUACGUAUAAGCUCCUUGUUACAGAUGCUUUGUAUUCAGGUAAUAUAAGCGUGGAAGAAUGUGCUCUGAGAAGUUCACUGGUUGGCAUAGUAUGCGGUGUUUUAUAUCCAACUGGUUUGGCUUUUUCUAAAAAUGGACGUCUGGCAGUAAAGUACCAUACUGUUCCACUGCCACCAAAAGGAAGGGUUUUACAUCACUGGCUGAUGCUUUGUCAAACAGAUAUAAAAGGAAUGCUGAUUCCUCUAGCCUUUCAGAUAGUCUUUGGAAUGUAUCAGGGUAUACAACAUUAUGCAAUAUUUGAGAGUACGUUAGAGAAAACUGUACAUGAAGAUUAACCAGGUCGUGAAUGGAUUUUUUUAUGGUGAGGACUCAGGUAUUGCUGAAGGAGUUCAAAGUAACUCUGGACAAUUUGUUUCUGUUCUUCUGCCUAGUGUAUAGCAGGUUCUCAAUAAAUAUUCAGAAACUCAAUAAA
Myotis davidii is the source of this 892-nucleotide messenger RNA. It is a transcript of the gene TMEM126B, whose product is annotated as transmembrane protein 126B. Gene Ontology annotation, biological process: mitochondrial respiratory chain complex I assembly. The transcript has 6 exons. The coding region runs from base 156 to 755 and encodes 199 amino acids. Gene Ontology annotation, cellular component: mitochondrion. Lineage: Eukaryota; Metazoa; Chordata; Mammalia; Chiroptera; Vespertilionidae. The record is from RefSeq and is a predicted model, not a curated record.